Molecule: messenger RNA, 1612 nt
Organism: Cydia amplana
Lineage: Eukaryota; Metazoa; Arthropoda; Insecta; Lepidoptera; Tortricidae
Product: zinc finger protein 177-like
Exons: 7
Coding region: 450-1562 (370 amino acids)
Biological process (GO): regulation of gene expression
Cellular component (GO): nucleus
Source: RefSeq, a predicted model, not a curated record
UAGCGCUUCCUUCAGUCUACGUUCAGAGACGGCGCGCGCAUCUUGCGUGUGCGCUUACCGGUACUCCCGUACUGUGCUGAUAUUGUACCCUAAACGGACAAUAUUGUGACGGGUUGAACGAACUUUGAUAAAAAUGACCAUCUAAUUAUUUCGUUUACUUUAACUUUGAGAAUAGCCGUGCCUGACUCAUAUGAGUAUAUGCAGUGAUUAAUUUACACUGACGUUUCACUGGACGAUCGAUCACGCAUCCAACCGAUAUUUUGUCGGCGACAUCAGCGACUGAUAAUCGGAGAGACGUCCCUUUUUUCUUGUAAUAAAUUAUUUAUACUCAUUAACUGUGAUGGACGAGUUCAGUCACAUUCUCGGGGAUUACUCAUUUGUGGCAUGACUGUGGGAGGAUAAAUUUAAUCCUAAUUAAUAAUCAGUUUUGACUGAAAGUGCGUGCAAAGAUGGAGACUUUGGUGUUAAUACCCCAAGAACUGAGCUUGGCUUUGAGGCCUGGUGAUGCUAGAGGGAGGGAGGCAUCAGUGAAUGUUUGGACAUCACAAGAGCUGUCGAAGGGAUCCCUUUUAUACCCUUUUCAAGGAACUAUAAGAAUCGACAAGCUUCACGUGUACUCCUAUGUUCCUGACCACGACGUCCGCCACCGAUUUGGUCUAUUUGACGAAGUAUGUACUUCGGGAGGCGUACAGGUCCGGCAUUGCAAUUGGGUUCGAUUUCUACGAGUCUCUGAGAAUUAUGGCCCACAAGUAAACCUAGUCUGCACAAAAGUCAAGGGUGAACCUGUCUAUGAAGCAGUGAAGCCAAUAUCAGCCCACACAGAACUGGUGGUAUAUUAUCUACCUGAAAGACCUGAGGAGCUAUUCUUUGUGAGGAUGAGGAAUAAUCUGUACAGACAGACGAUGGAUUCCAUUCUAGAAGAUUCACCAUUAGACCUCUCAACGUCACUUCUAUCGAGAGUACUAUUACCAAUAUCACCACCCUCGGGUCCUGAUGAUGAGCACAAGUCAGUUUCUGGUGAUUCCCUUACAUCAUCAUCCGCCGGAUCAUCAAGUGAGCUACUAGACAUGACACCGAAAGUCCAAAGAAAACCAGCGAAAUCUGAAAGAGCAUUACUGCCUUGUGAAGUGUGCGGAAAAGCAUUCGAUAGACCUUCAUUAUUAAAAAGACAUAUGAGAACACAUACAGGUGAAAAACCACAUGUGUGUAUGGUAUGCAAUAAAGGGUUCAGCACUUCAAGCAGUCUUAACACUCAUAGAAGAAUACAUUCUGGAGAGAAGCCACAUCAGUGCCAGCAUUGUGGGAAGAGAUUCACAGCUAGUUCAAACUUGUACUAUCAUCGAAUGACACACAUAAAGGAGAAACCACAUAAAUGCAGCCUCUGUUCCAAGUCCUUCCCUACGCCUGGAGACCUCAAGUCGCACAUGUAUGUGCAUAGCGGUUCUUGGCCUUACAAGUGCCACAUUUGCUCUAGAGGGUUCUCCAAACAUACCAAUCUCAAGAACCAUCUCUUUUUGCAUACUGCAAAACACCAGAGAAGCGGCACUAGAGAAGCAACUUGAGCGCUUACCUAAAUCUUAUUAAUAAAAAUAGUUACACACUAGCUGUGUCU